ACCUAGUUUAAAACAGAUUUAUGAAAGCAAACUCCAAUACAAAUACACACCUUUUGCUAAAUUUAUGCUGUUUGCAUUAACACAGACAAAAUGAAAAAGAGAAAAACGUCCAUAAGGACACACAAGGGUUAAACAGGUGUGUUAGAGCAGCUCACGGUGUUAGCAUGUAGCAUGCCGUGGGAGUGUUUUAAAGCGUGUAGCCGACAUUCAUCGUUUGUUUUCUUGUAAAAUGUUGAUUAGUUGUUAGUAAUUUGUUAAAGCCUCGUGUGAGAAACUGCAAGGAACGCUAGUCUCACCUGAGAGCAACUUCCUGUCAUUACACUUUAUACUAUAUAGUACCAAGUGUUUGUUUGUGUGUGUCAGUUGUGUAACGAGUACUUGGCGGUUUUUUUCCACCUCACACAUCCCUAACCCACUUCACAGUGGUACAGUUUCUUUUCUGGAAAAGAAAUAUGAUUAAAAAUGAUUUCCCCACUGCUUUUUCUCACUGGUGGAAAGAAGUUACGAGUUCUUUUUACUCCGAGGUAAAUAACAUUGGCAUUUCGUCUUCAGUCGGCUUCACGUCUGUGUUAUUUCUGGUCAUUUCCUACUUAAUACUCAUAUGCAGCAGGUCAAAGUUCAGAGAUGCUGCAGCUUGUGUGUUGUACUCUCUGAUUGGAGAUCUGUGUCAGCUUGCUGGAGCUUUUCUCUCUAAUCAGACCUUCUUUCAGCGUGUUAUGGCUUCAAUAAUGGCGAGCUUGGAUGUUGUGCAUUUCAUUUCAGUCACUUUGCCGCUUUGUUGGUGGUACCAUACCACCACUGGAAGGAGAGUGAGAAUGUUGAGCAGAAGAAGGAGGCAGAACGUCCUGAUGGUCUGUCUACUGUUUGGAACGGGAGGAUGUGUUUACGCUGAUAUACAUGUACACUACACACAAGCAGUCUUCCACGGCCAUCCAACCAGCAGGAAGCCGCUGUACGUCGUUGUACAUGAUCAGACUGAACUGCUUGGUUAUGUGCUUGGUCUUCUGUAUUUCGCCAUUAGCUGGACUUCCAGGAUUCCUUUCUUUCUGAAAGCUACCAGAGGAGAGAUGAGUAAUUUGACGCAUGUUUCCUCAAGGAGUUUUAGCGCUUUGGCUGGAGCGCUUUAUGCCUCUGCCAUACUGCUCUAUGAUCCCCGGCUGGAGUCUGUUGUCAAAGCUCUGCCGUGGAUUCUCUCAGGAGCGUGCUGUGCAAUUCUGGAUUUCUUUAUUUUGCUCCUCUCAUGUUAUAGAAUCUGCUAUAAGUGCCAGUCCGCUGGGACGCUGGAUUCGGAUACAGAGUCCCUAUUGGGCAGAUUCCACAGCGUGACGUCUGGUCUGUAUCACAGCCCCAAAGACAAAAAUGCCAGAAAGCAUAUCUCGUCCUGGAAGAGCAGCUCAAAAAUGCCCGAGAUGGAGCCUUAUAGAAACACUAAAGUUCAGCCUAUUCGAACGGUGUGUCUGAAGGAGGUUACUCUCACUCGGGAGGACUCCACAGACAGCCAACCUCUGAAGGGAUCUGUGAAGGUGGUCAGGGUCGAUGAGCGUUAUUCUUCAGGCAGUGCUACAGAUUCAUCUUGCCUUAGCUCUGAGCUAGAGUGGGACUUUGAGGAGACCCCACCACAAUGGAGUUCACAGAAUGGAGACGGGCAAAAGACAGACGCGUUCCCUCUGCAGGAGUGGACGGUAGACCAGAGGUCGAAGUCUAACAUGAGAUCUUGCUCUAGUGCUUGUUUCUGUAACAGUGCUGAUCUGGAAGAGAGGAUGGUUUCAGGAUGCCCUGACACUAACUUUCAGAACCUUUCAGCUUCUGUGCAAUGAUCAUGGAUUCACAGUACCGAUUCAACAUUGUGAUGUUUCAGUACAUUCAUAUUUAAUGAGAUAAACUAUAAUAAAGGAGAGCAAUAUUCUG
This is a messenger RNA of Ictalurus punctatus (channel catfish), 1908 nucleotides long. It is a transcript of the gene tmem44, whose product is annotated as transmembrane protein 44. The transcript has 9 exons. NCBI's taxonomy places the organism in Eukaryota, Metazoa, Chordata, Actinopteri, Siluriformes, Ictaluridae. The record is from RefSeq and is a predicted model, not a curated record. The coding region runs from base 453 to 1817 and encodes 454 amino acids.